AUGGAGGAUGAGAAAGAGAAAAUGAAAGACUCUGAGGAUGCCUUUAUCCCUGCCCUUCCUGGUAUAGGAAGGGGAUCAAGAGGAUAUAGGAGAAAAACGAUGCCAAGCGCCGUCACGCCGAAAUUGACAUCCUGGAUUGACUACGGGAUGAAGAAGUUGGGCUCAGAAUCCACCUCGUUCUCACAACUGGGCCUGUUCUCAUAA
This is a messenger RNA of Sphenostylis stenocarpa, 204 nucleotides long. Lineage: Eukaryota; Viridiplantae; Streptophyta; Magnoliopsida; Fabales; Fabaceae. The record is from the annotation of a GenBank genome assembly.